This is a messenger RNA of Wyeomyia smithii (pitcher-plant mosquito), 1240 nucleotides long. RefSeq lists its product as uncharacterized. The record is from RefSeq and is a predicted model, not a curated record. The coding region runs from base 126 to 506 and encodes 126 amino acids. Lineage: Eukaryota; Metazoa; Arthropoda; Insecta; Diptera; Culicidae. The transcript has 5 exons.
UGCCAUGUUUCUGCCAGUUUUUCAACAAAAAUAAACAAUACCGUCCAAUCGUUGAUAAAUCUAUCCAAUCCAGCGCCGAGUCUUCACUCGCCAACACCCCGGCAAGCCUAAUUUCCGCCUCCGAAAUGGUUCAGUUAAAGGCGGAGGUGUGGUCCCUGCGAAAUUCUUUGUCCGAUUCGCUUGCCAUCAACAACAACAUGCAGGAUGCCGUUACGCAAACGGUUGCCGAAAAAUACGCACUACUGGAAGAGCUGAACGGUGCCAAGAGUGAGGUGCUGCUGCUGGAGUCGCAGUGCCGGAAGGAGCGGGAUUUGUACUGUCAGGAGAAGGAUCAGUUUCUGCAGGAAAUUGCAUCCUAUCGGAUGAAAAUAAACGAGCUGUCAUAUCUCGUGGAUAAACUAUCCGAGCAAAACAUCGAGCUGAAGAAGUCAUUAUUUGAUGCGAACGAUUUAAUUCAUAAAGUUGGGAAAAAAUAUAUGAGAUUGAGAAAAAUGCAGUCACUUUAAAAAAUGAAAUUUAGCUAUGCACAACACAGAAAAUAUGGUGGAAUUUUUACAUAGGUAACGUGAAACUUUGGUAAUGUUUAUGUAAAAUUCUUGUACUUCAUUUGUGUCGGAAGAGCCCCAUCGUUCUGGUGUCAUAAAAUAUGUAAAAAAUAUAAAGUGUAUGAACGCAAGAUCCACCGUUCUCUGCAACACAAAACAACAGUAUCAGAAGACCCAAUUUAUGGCAUACAAAACUUGUUUCAUCUGUAGUGCGCUUGCAGGCCAGAAAUUUCACACCUGCAUCAAUUUGGCUGGUGACUUUCACAAGCAAAACAACACCGACAGCAGCGCAGCAAUCGUGUAGCAAAACCAUCAAGUCUGCUGGGACGAUUUUCACCAUCCUUCCCGGACAUCACCAGUCUGCACCGGAACAAAGUUUCUGCAGCCGGUAACGGGAGUCGCAUGGGUAAGCAGAUCAUACGUAUAUCGGAUGAUGAUAUGUGCUAUUGCCAGUGGCCCGGCAGCUUUCGAUGGGACCCAAGGGAGCCAUUUUUGCAAGGGUACAGUGAAUUUGUCCAAAAUGAAACUAGUUUUAUCCGUGCCGACCGAUACUGAAACUGAUACAAAACGAAACAAUUCAGGAUGGCUGCUCACCGUUCCCUUUUUGCGAUGGGACAUCGCGCGACAACGAACCGGGCUAUCCUUGUUUUCUGUGUCCGCGCUGGAGAGGGUCAGCUCGUGUCUACGAACAGCGU